CGUUGCGAUUUUUUAUGGUCUGUGACUCCUAAAUAUUACCUAUUUUAAUUGGAUGAUCUGUGACUCGUUAAAUAGAUUUGAGUGGAAGAAUCAAAAAGAAACCGGACAAAUGCCUCCAAACUGCCUCUUAAUGAAGUGGAAAUGGCAUUAUCUACCAAACGAAAGUGCAAAUACUUUAUAUUUACAUUUGUUUUGUUAAGUUUGUUGUAUGUAUUUGGCGUAUUUCACCACCCUUUAGAGAAGAAUUUUUACUCAGAAUUUCGUUAUCCUUAUGAUGGGGACAUUGAAGAUUUGGUCAGCAAAUUAAGGAAUAAUUUGACGCCUUCCGUUAGCCCAAUAAACAAUUACCGAUUUUAUUACUACAAAAAGUGUACCAGCAAAUGUAUUGAUGUUACUGAUUUAAGAGUAGUAUUUCUCAUUAAAUCAUCCCCACAACACUUUGAACGUCGAAUGGCAAUACGAAGCACUUGGGGUUUUCAGCGACGAUUCUCGGAUGUAGAGAUGAGAACUGUGUUUUUCGUUGGUAUAAAAAGUGAAGCUAAGCUACAAAAGUCGAUAAAUGAAGAAUCCCAAAGAUACAGGGAUAUUGUUCAAGCCAAUUUUACUGAUACCUAUUUUAAUAACACCUACAAGACAAUGUCGGCGCUUUAUUGGGUAGCGCAAUACUGUUCAAAUUCUAAAUUUUAUGUUAUCGUGGAUGAUGACUUUUACGUUUCUGUGAAAAAUAUUUUAAGGUUUAUUAAGUUUCCUUCACAAUAUCCAAAGUAUUUAAAGGAGCCAUGGGCAAAUUUUAAUUUUUUAAAUAAUAAAAUUGGAAGGGCAUUAAAACUACACUUAAAUGAAGUUAGGCUCUAUGCAGGUUACACCUUUGAAUCAGCCCCCCAUAGACACCUGACAAGCAAAUGGUAUGUAUCUUUAAAGGAGUAUCCUUACCAUAUGUGGCCCCCCUAUGUUUCUGGAGGAGCAGUGGUUUGUUCUAGAGAAACUUUACUGGAUAUGUAUUUUGCAAGUUUUUAUACCAAACAUUUUAGAUUUGAUGAUAUUUAUAUGGGAUUAUUAGCCUUUAAGGUUAAAAUUGAACCAUUUCAUUCAGAGGAGUUCUAUUUUUGUAAGAAACCAUACAAUAAAUUUAAUUAUGAGUAUGUGAUUGCUUCUCAUGGAUAUGACAACCCUAAAGAACUGAUUAAAGUGUGGAGUGAACAAAAGAUCCUAGGUAAUGCAUAACGAGGUGUAGUAAACAGUUUAAUU
Cylas formicarius (sweet potato weevil) is the source of this 1248-nucleotide messenger RNA. Its product is annotated as beta-1,3-galactosyltransferase brn. Gene Ontology annotation, cellular component: membrane. Bases 142 to 1224 code for a protein of 360 amino acids. Gene Ontology annotation, molecular function: UDP-glycosyltransferase activity; hexosyltransferase activity. The transcript has a single exon. Lineage: Eukaryota; Metazoa; Arthropoda; Insecta; Coleoptera; Brentidae. The record is from RefSeq and is a predicted model, not a curated record.